GACGUCAUUUCCGCCCGGGCCUGGCCUGGGUUCGGCUCCGCGGGCCGAGGGGGAACGGAGGUGGCAGCUGUGGGAGGAGGCGGCGCGGGAGGCCGAAGAGCUCCAUCCCAGACCAAUCUACGCGUUCCGGGCCACGACCCUGAUCCUGCAGCGCACUGAGAAGCGAAGCUGGCCGGAUGGGCCGCUGAACCCCAGUCGGGGACCGUGUGGAGCCCCCUGGAGCUAAGAUCAGGAUGUUCCGCUUCAUGAGGGAUGCGGAGCCUGAGGAUCCCAUGUUUCUGAUGGACCCUUUUGCUGUUCACCGUCAGCAUAUGAACCGUAUGUUGUCAGGUGGCUUUGGAUAUAGCCCCUUCCUCAGCAUCACAGAUGGCAACAUGCCAGGGACCAGGCCUGCCAGCCGCAGAAUGCAGGUAAUUACUGACUUUGCCUUCUUGUCUCUGUUUUCCUUCUCUUUCCUCAAGUCUGGUGGCUUCAUGGACAUGUUUGGGAUGAUGAACGACAUGAUUGGGAACAUGGAACACAUGACAGCUGGGGGCAAUUGCCAGACGUUCUCAUCCUCCACUGUCAUCUCCUACUCUAAUACGGGUGAUGGUGCCCCCAAGGUCUACCAAGAGACAUCAGAGAUGCGCUCAGCACCAGGCGGGAUCCGGGAGACUCGGAGGACUGUUCGGGAUUCAGACAGUGGACUAGAACAAAUGUCCAUUGGGCAUCACAUCCGAGACAGGGCCCACAUCCUCCAGCGCUCACGAAACCACCGCACGGGGGACCAGGAGGAGCGGCAGGACUAUAUUAACCUGGAUGAGAGUGAGGCUGCAGCAUUCGACGACGAGUGGCGGAGGGAAACAUCCCGAUUCCGGCAGCAGCGCCCCCUGGAAUUUCGAAGGCAUGAGGCGGCGGGGGGUGGGGGACGAAGAGCUGAGGGGCCUCCCCGCUUGGCCAUACAGGGACCUGAGGAGUCCCCCUCCAGACAGUCCCGCCGCUAUGACUGGUGAGGGCCCUUGGCCCUUAGCCUCUCUUGUACAGGCUGAGAGGCUGAGAAAUCAUCCCCUGAAAAUAAGUUUUUCCUCUCCAACUCCCACCCCCAAUUUAAUAUUAAAUUAACAGGCCAGCUGGCCCCCACCUCUCCCUGGAGGUCUCAGGGAGAACUUUUCACUGCCCCCUUUGCCUACAUUUUCCUUCUUUAAUCCCCUUACCAUGAUGAACUCCACUUCUCCUGUAUCCACUAACUGGAUUUUUCAUUUUGCUGCUCCAUCUUUGAACCUCUUCACCUUGCCCAUUCUACCCCUGCCAUGCAUUGAAGGACCUUUGGGGUGAGCUCUGGGUUUAUAGGCCCUCUCCAUCCCUCAGCUACCCCAGAUGUUUCUGUACCUCUUCCCCUGAGGGGCUGUAGCCCUGUCCUGGGCUGUUGAGGGAGCUAACUGGUUCCUGCCUCCUCCUCUCCUGCAAUCCCCACCCAGACAUGUCACAAAAAUCUUCCCUGUACCCUCCUCUGCCUUUAUUUUUUGAUUUGUGCAACUUGUAACUAGGUGUUUAUGGAAUAAAGGAGAAUGGAAAAAAAACCAAA
Otolemur garnettii (small-eared galago) is the source of this 1564-nucleotide messenger RNA. RefSeq names its product myeloid leukemia factor 2 (gene MLF2). NCBI's taxonomy places the organism in Eukaryota, Metazoa, Chordata, Mammalia, Primates, Galagidae. Gene Ontology annotation, biological process: regulation of DNA-templated transcription. The record is from RefSeq and is a predicted model, not a curated record. Gene Ontology annotation, cellular component: cytoplasm; nucleus. Bases 234 to 992 code for a protein of 252 amino acids. The transcript is spliced from 8 exons.